Plectropomus leopardus (leopard coralgrouper) is the source of this 2277-nucleotide messenger RNA. RefSeq names its product finTRIM family, member 14-like (gene ftr14l). Lineage: Eukaryota; Metazoa; Chordata; Actinopteri; Perciformes; Serranidae. Gene Ontology annotation, molecular function: protein binding; zinc ion binding. The record is from RefSeq and is a predicted model, not a curated record.
UUCACUGAAGCUGUUCACUUCAGGAGUUCAUUUUUUCCUGUGGAUAACUCGUCCUUAUCACUUUUUGUAGUCUUUUUCUCAGCUGUUGAUCUUGACACAUUUUAUCAAGAGGUUUACACACUGCUGUUGAGCUAAAUCACCUGUGGAUUUUAGUUUUGUUGUCAUAUCUGCUGGACAUUUAUUUUUAUUUUAUUUUUCAAAAAUGUCCCAUCCUAGUACUCUGGAUUUAGACAGAUACAGCAGCUUAGAGAACUCUCGUCGCUCUACCGGUCGCAGCCAGCCCAGGUCCAAGUCCAAGCCCGGGGAAGUCCUGUGUGACUUCUGCACAACGAGGAAGCAGAGGGCAGAGAAGUCAUGCUUGGUGUGCCUGGCAUCUUACUGUGAGACCCACGUCCAGACUCAUUAUGACUACCCUGCCCUGAUGAAGCAUAAACUGGUCAAAGCUACGGGCCAGAUGAGAGAGAAGCUGUGUGCACAGCAUGACAAGCUGAUGGAGGCUUUCUGUCGCACUGAUGAGACGUCGGUGUGUGUUCUGUGCAUGAUGGACGAACACAAACACCAUGACAUCGUCCCGGCUGGAACUGAGAGGACUGAGAAACAAAAACAACUUGGUACCACGCUGCACAAAUCUCAAAUGCGGAUUGACCAGAGAGUUAAAAAGUGGCAGGAUCUCCGACAAGCUGUUGAAUCACUUAAACACUCAGCUCAAACUGCCCUAGAGGAGAAUGAGCGGAUCUUCACUGAGCUUCUGCUUUCCAUUGAGAGGAAAUACAACGAUGUCAAGGAGAUGAUCCGCUCCCAUGAGCAGACCACUGUGACAAGGGCCGAGUUACUGUUGGACCGCCUGGAGGAAGAGAUCACUCUUCUGAGAAAGAAACACACUGACCUGGAGAAGCUCUCACACACUGAUGAUCACAUACACUUUCUGCAGAGCUGGCAGUCUCUGUCCGGCCCCUCAGGAUAUGAAGACCUCAACAACAUCAGUGUCGCUCCCAAUUACUCUUUUGAGUCCACGAAGAGAGCCAUCGCUGCGCUCAAAUUACAAGUAGAGGAAAUCAGCAAGACAGAAUUGAGCAAAAUUUCAGGAACAGUGAAGGAUGUCUACAUCACACAAGAGGGUGAGACAAAGACAAGAGGAGAAUCAAUUUUGAGGGAGGAACCACGGAUAAGAGAAGAAUCAAGGAUAAGAGAAGAGCCAAUGAUAAGAGAGGAACCAAGAAAAAGGGAAGAUUUCCUGAAAUAUGCUUGCCAGUUGAUCCUGGAUGUCAACAGUGUCCAUCGCAACCUCUACCUGUCCGAGGGUAACCGUACAGCUACGAUGAAGAGUGACCCGAAAAACUACCCUGACCACCCAGACCGAUUCGACCACUGGCAACAGGUGUUGUGCAGGGAAAGCAUUACUGGCCGUUGUUACUGGGAGGUGGACUGGCGGGGAACAGAGAUAGACAUCGCUGUUACCUACAGGGGAAUCCGCCGUAAAGGAAACAGCAAUGAAUGCAGCCUGGGCUGGAACGACAAGUCCUGGAGUCUGUACUGCACCGACUCCAAGUUCUCCUUUGUGCACAACAAUAGGAGCAAAGACAUUGCAGCUCCAAUGUCAUCUCGUAUUGGCAUCUACCUGGAUUAUGCAGCAGGAAUUCUUGCAUUUUACAGUGUCUCUGAUAGCAUGCAACUUCUGCACAGAGUCCAGACCACAUUCACACAGCCUCUCUACCCUGCAUUCAGUGUGUGGGGCUUUGGUACUACUAUUAGACUGUAAGGAGAGCUGCAACAGUGCCAAUAUAAUUUGCAUCAAGUUUACACAAUAUUCUCAAUAUUGUUGAAAAGUGAUGUCGAUUGUUUCUAUUUGUUCCAACUUUUGCUAACAGUUCUUUUUUCCCCAAAUGUAUGAAUGUAUUUUAAAUAAUCCAAUUGAUAAACUUUUGUUUUUUUGAUCACUGUUUUUGGGCAAUCUAGUCUACAAAAUGUGUAAGUAUAGGAAAAGUAUGCAAUAAUUGAUUAUCAUGUGCCAUGUUUCAUAUCUUUUUCUCUAUCAUGUUAGAGCAUGUUAUAUUUAUAUACCGUUUUUACAUUGUAAAUAAAAUUAAAUUAGCAUUUCUAAAAUCUAAAAAGUAUUUUGUUUUUAUCUGGCACUUAAGCUAGGAACUGGAGUUAUAGUUAUGUUGUUGUUGUUUAAAUCUGGCUCAAUGAAGGGACAUAAAAAAACAAAAACAACUGAAGUCACACACAUCCAGCCACUCCCUGCUCUGCUAAAUAAAGUUUAGUCCUUUAUACAGA